AAGAUUCUGUGCCUGAUGAAGUAAGCCUCCUAACAGCAAUUGCACUCUUCCUGUGGUCUGCUGGUAAUGAAAUAAUAGGAGUCCAGUCUUUACAGAAUGGCUGCAUGAACAGAUUUAAAAAUGCAUUAAAUUCGUGUGACCCGUGGGUUCAAGCCAAAUGCUACCAACUCCUCCUCUCAGUCUUUCAACAUUCCAACCGUGCCCUCUCAACACCCUAUAUCCAUUCACUAGCUCCAAUAGUGGUUGAAAAACUAAAAGCUGUUGAAAGAAAUAGACCAACUAGUAACACAGAACUUUUAGCUGUUCAAGAAGGAAUUAAAGUUCUUGAAACAUUGGUUGCUCGUGGUGAAGAACAGAACAGUAAGUAUUUUCUUAUAAAAAGCUACUG
This is a messenger RNA of Dipodomys ordii (Ord's kangaroo rat), 388 nucleotides long. RefSeq names its product HEAT repeat-containing protein 5B-like. The record is from RefSeq and is a predicted model, not a curated record. NCBI's taxonomy places the organism in Eukaryota, Metazoa, Chordata, Mammalia, Rodentia, Heteromyidae. The annotation marks the transcript as partial. Gene Ontology annotation, cellular component: membrane; endocytic vesicle; Golgi apparatus. The transcript has 2 exons. Gene Ontology annotation, biological process: intracellular protein localization; retrograde transport, endosome to Golgi; endocytosis.